This is a messenger RNA of Ostrea edulis (European flat oyster), 2654 nucleotides long. Its product is annotated as toll-like receptor 1. Gene Ontology annotation, cellular component: membrane. Gene Ontology annotation, molecular function: protein binding; transmembrane signaling receptor activity. The transcript has 2 exons. NCBI's taxonomy places the organism in Eukaryota, Metazoa, Mollusca, Bivalvia, Ostreida, Ostreidae. The coding region runs from base 54 to 2639 and encodes 861 amino acids. Gene Ontology annotation, biological process: immune response; toll-like receptor signaling pathway; inflammatory response. The record is from RefSeq and is a predicted model, not a curated record.
UUUUUUCAUUCUCUCCGCUCAAACUUGUCAGGGUAUACUUCUCCCAUAUAGAGAUGGCUAGUGUUACAUUCUGGAUUAUAGCUUCCCUGUGUACAUGUACCUUUCUACACACAAAUGGUUAUCUUAUCAAGCAGCAGAGCCUUUGUAAAACAACACACUAUACAGAUGAAUGUGGAUAUGUUGGCUUGUUAUGGAACUGCAGCGGUCUAGGAUUGAGCACACUUCCAAGUGAAAUAUCUACAGGGCCAUAUAACCUGGCCAUAGAUAUAUCUCAGAACGAUUUCCGUGUGGUAUCUAACGAAUCAUUUCUCAACAUUUCUCUUCAAGUUUCAUUGAAAGUAAAAGCCAUUUACUUACGACACAACAAACUACAAUCGAUAAAAGGUGGAGCAUUUUCACAAUUCAAAAACCUUUGUGUCCUUGACGUGAGCGGCUGUGGACUACAGAAGAGUUCCUUGGAGAGCCAGUCCUUUGCUAGUCUUCCUAAUGUCAAAUUUCUCAGCAUACACAGUAACAGCUUUCAACAUGGCGGAUAUCCUGACCUGGAGAUUCCUCGUCUGUCAGCUUUACAAAAUCUUUCUAUUGAUGUCUUUUCUGGAUUUCAUUUCAACGAUAACUUUACAAAUUUGAAGAAAUUAAGCAGUGUUGUAUUCCAUACAAUGGGGUCUCCAUUUCAUUUGACAAAUGUCACAUUUCGUGGUCUCAUUGAUUCACCAAUACAUUAUCUGGAUAUGAGGUUUACGAACAACGCAUACUGCGAUAUCAGUGAAGAUUUAUUUUGUUGUUUCCCAUUCAUCAAAGGGAUCUAUUUUACCAUUGGAGAGAAAUGUGAAUUGGAUCCAGUUCUGAGGUCUUUGAAAUGCCUUCAAAACAGGACGUUAGAUUAUCUCCAAAUUCCAGAUAACACAAAAACGUUUUCAGGCAAUGAAAUAAUUCUUAACGAAUGGAAUUGUGAAUAUCUAUUCAAUAUUUGCGCAAAGUAUGUUGAUUUGGGUGGAAAUAAAAUAUCGGGUGUUUCGGUUGAUCCAUGGAAAACGAUGUUAGGCCAAUGUAUCGAAAUACUAUAUUUGUCAGGUAACAAAAUACUGCGGAUAGAUACAUAUAUUUCUGUACAUCUUUUCAGUUUUUAUCCGAAACUAAGAGAUCUCUAUGUAGAAGACCAUAAUAUCCUACCACCAGUUAUACACCCUGUCUAUGUAGAAAACCAUAAUAUCCUACCACCAGUUAUACACCCUGUCUAUGUAGAAAACCAUAAUAUCCUACCACCAGUUAUACACCCUGUUGUAUCCCUGUUGUAUUUGAAAAAAAUACAUUUUACAUAUAGAUUAUCUCCUCAACUGCAAUUAAUAGAUUACACAGAUCAUUUCAUUCACAGCGUACAUUUCCAAGCAGAUUUUACUAUUAUUGGCAGAGCUUUAGAGGAACUCUUCAUCAGCAAUACAAACUUCCCCAUUAACGAUAUGACUCCAUUCCAAACCCCAGAGUUAAGAGUUAUUGACAUUUCCAAUAAUGACUGUAGUAAAAUACCUAACAUAUUCAGUUCUUCACAUAAUCUAGCAUCAGUAAAGGCAUCAAAGACAAAAAUAAAUUUCUCAGCUCCCAAAAGUCAACAUUUAUUUAAAAAUCUUUCAAAACUGCAAACACUAGACUUAAGCUAUAAUGCUAUAGAAACAUUACCCAAAUAUCUUCUCAGUGAUCAAAACAAAUCAAUUUACAUUCUGAAUCUGGAUAACAAUUUACUUUCCUCCAUUCCCUUUACUGUUUCCAUGCUGACCAACCUUUCACGAUUGUACGUUCGACACAAUAGAAUAUCGUUCUUUCAGUCCUCAGACAUUGCUGUCUUGAGUGAGCUCCAUAAAGUCAAAAUAUUCAUCGAAGGAAACCCAAUCAGCUGCACCUGUUCACAUUUAUCGUCAUUGAAAUGGAUGAAAGAAAACCCAAUGCGUUUUGGAGACUGGCGAAUUACACAAUGUCUACAGCUCAAACAAACUUUAUCUCAACUUUUUCGUGAGAAAACGUUUAGAACGUUUGAAUUAAACUGCCAGACAAAAGACUGGCUGAUAUACUCAUCGAUCGUACUCUUCCUUAUCGUCCUUAUCAUCGUUUUACUUGGAACCAUGACAAAAUAUCGCGUGCAUGUGGAUUACGUCAUCUUAAGAUUACGUCAUAGAUGGAAAGGGGUGAUGAAUAGUAAACACAAAAAUGACUACGGGUUUGACGUGUUUAUAUCAUUUUCCGAACACGAUUACGAAUGGGUUGUAAACACAAUGUAUCAUGAAUUGACAAAACGUAAUGUGAAAGUGAGUCUUCCCGACAAGGAUUUCAUUCCAGGCUUAUCCAAAGCGGACGAAAUGCUGCGAUGCAUUGACGACAGUCGAAAAGUAGUGUUCGUUGUUACCGAAACGUUUCUAAAAAGUGGAUGGGAGUCCUACGCUGUCCAGAUGACAGUUACACAUGCUUUUCAUAACAAUCGAGAAAGAUCCAUGGUUGUGUUGAUGAAGGACAACGUCCCUAUCAUAAAGAUGCCUAGAGAUCUGAGAUACGUGUGGUGGUCGCUGGAGGUUAUAAAACAGGCAGAUUUCGAAAACAAUUUGGAUUGUUUCUGGGAUCAUAUUGCUAUCCUUCUACAAUCACAAUAAAAUAUCAAUACUAAA